Sinocyclocheilus rhinocerous is the source of this 816-nucleotide messenger RNA. RefSeq lists its product as uncharacterized. Bases 190 to 816 code for a protein of 208 amino acids. The transcript has 7 exons. The record is from RefSeq and is a predicted model, not a curated record. NCBI's taxonomy places the organism in Eukaryota, Metazoa, Chordata, Actinopteri, Cypriniformes, Cyprinidae.
CAAUCAUUUUCACGCAGUGGUGUGGGGCGGUGCUAAUGUGGAAGCAACUCACGCGAGUCUUUGAACGUGCAUUUUAAUCAGCACGCUGCAGCUAAGAGGACUUGGAACGUCAGUCAGUAGCAGAUAGAGGGAUGCCUGCCUCUCUCAGAAGAUUAUCCUCAGGUUUAUUGGUUCAGAUUACCAAUCACAAUGAUGCAAAGGAGAAGAAACACAAUGGAGAACCCUUUAUUCUAUUCAUCUCACAAACCACAUCACGGAUGGAUUCAAGUCUCAGAUAUGAGGGGUCCUGCAGGCCACUGGAUGUCAUGUGGUCACCCGUGUGCUGAACGUGCCGAGUGGAACCCCAAAUUCUGUGUGGUCACCGACUAUCAAAUGCUGCUGCUGGACAAAGAGGAGAUACACCCUCUGCUCCUACAGGAGAAGAGGACUGACACCUGCAAAUCCAGACUGCUGCGUCGCACCAUCAGUGUUCCUGUGGAGACGCAGUUCCCGGAAUUCCAGUGUCAUCUCUCAGUGGACAACAGUGAGUGUACUACUGUUACUCCACGUGUUUACAACACGGCCAGGAUACACCCUCUGCUCCUACAGGAGAAGAGGACUGACACCUGCAAAUCCAGACUGCUGCGUCGCACCAUCAGUGUUCCUGUGGAGACGCAGUUCCCGGAAUUCCAGUGUCAUCUCUCAAUACACCCUCUGCUCCUACAGAAGAAGAGGACUGACACCUGCAAAUCCAGACUGCUGCGUCGCACCAUCAGUGUUCCUGUGGAGACGCAGUUCCCGGAAUUCCAGUGUCAUCUCUCAGUGGACAACAUUUGA